AUGGUGCUGACCGGGUGCGGCUGGCUCCUCCUCAGUGCCGCCUUCCUGGGCACAAGGGCCGAGAUCUCUAUCACCCCGGAGCCUGCCAAGCCAGCCGAGGGGGACAAUGUCACCCUGGUCGUCCACGGGCUGUCAGGGGAGCUGCUUGCCUACAACUGGUAUGCAGGGCCCACACUCAGCCUGGCCUACCUGGUGGUCAGCUACAUCGUGAGCACGGGCGAUGAGACCCCUGGCCCGAAGCACACCGGGCAGGAGGCAGUGCGCCCCGACGCCAGCCUGGACAUCCAGGGCGCCCUGUCCAGGCACUCGGGCAUCUACAUCCUGCAGACUCUCAACAGGCAGUUUCAGACGGAGGUGGGCUACGGACACUUACGGGUCUAUGAGAUCCUGGCCCCGCCUGUGAUCAUGGCCAACAGCACAGAGCUGGUGGAGCGUCGAGACACCCUGCACCUGGUAUGCAGCAGCCCCAGCCCUGCUGAGGUCCGCUGGUUCCUCAAUGGUGACGCCCUGCCCAUCGCCGUCCGCCUCGGCCUGUCCCCAGACAGCCGGGUGCUGACCCGGCACGGAAUUCGAAGGGAAGAGGCAGGAGCGUACCAGUGUGAGGUCUGGAACCCAGUCAGUGUCAGCCGCAGCGAGCCCAUCAACCUGACCGUGUACUUUGGCCCAGAACGGGUGGCCAUCCUCCAGGACUCCACCACCCGCACCGGCUGCACCAUCAGACUCGACUUCAACACGUCCCUCACCCUGUGGUGCGCAUCUCGGUCCUGCCCAGAGCCAGAAUACGUGUGGGCCUUCAACGGGCGGGCCCUAAAGAACGGCCUGGACCACCUCAACAUCAGCAGUAUGACAGCCGCCCAGGAGGGCACGUACACAUGUAUUGCUAAGAACCCCAAGACCCUGCUUUCUGGAUCCGCCUCAGUGGUAGUCAAGCUCUCUGCGGCAGCGGUUGCCAUGACCAUCGUGCCCGUGCCGACCAAGCCUACGGAGGGCCAGGACGUGAUGCUCACCGUUCCAGGUUACCCCAAGGACCUGCUGGUCUACGCGUGGUACCGCGGGCCUGCCUCCGAGCCCAACCGGCUGCUCAGCCAACUGCCAUCAGGGAACUGGAUCGCAGGCCCCGCGCACACGGGCCGGGAGGUGGGCUUCACCAACUGCUCGCUGCUGGUGCACAAGCUGAACCUCACGGACGCCGGCCGCUACACGCUCAAGACCGUCACACUGCAGGGCAAGACGGAGUCUCUGCAAGUGGAGCUGCAGGUGGCCCGUGAGUGUGCGGGACGGGUGGAGGGAGCGUCUUUCAGACAGGGGCUGUUUUCUCCAUUGGUCGGGGAACUGGAGGUCAAGGAUGGCUAUGCCUCCCCCUAAGACUGAAAGAAGGAGACUUGGCUCCUCCAUCUGUCUUGGGGGGAUCCCCCAAAUGGAGCCCACACCUCUUCUGUCAGGCCAGGAGUAACUAGGCCUCCUUCAUCAGCCUGAGGGCUCCAUGCCUUCUCUCUCAUGUGAGAGGUACACCAGACAAUGUUUUAAAAGAGGGGGCUUAGUCUGAGGUUGGGGCCUCUUUUCCCUUUAGACAAGUGGGCCCUAAGACAAGAGAUAUUGCCUCUUCUAUGGGGGAAAUGGGCUCAUGAUGGGAGGUGACCUCCCCCAUGGGACUCAAGGCACAAAGUGAAGGUGGAGCAGGUAUACCAGGCUGGAAGGGCCUGGCCAACAGGCCAUAUGUCAUCCCUUGCAUUCUAGUAAGAAGAACAGAACUUCUGCCAUCAGAGGGUGGAAUUUAUCCUUCAAGCUGAACUAGGGGUCAUCUCCUUCAUUAGGGUAGAGCUUCCUAGGUGGUGGGAAUUAUGUCUUCUCCAUCAGACUGAGGGCUCCCAGAGUCAGAUGUCUCCUCCAUCAGACUGGGGGCUCCCAGAUUAGAGACCAUGUCUUGUCCAUCAGACUGGAGGCUCCCAGAUCAGAGACC
This is a messenger RNA of Talpa occidentalis (Iberian mole), 1960 nucleotides long. It is a transcript of the gene CEACAM16, whose product is annotated as CEA cell adhesion molecule 16, tectorial membrane component. NCBI's taxonomy places the organism in Eukaryota, Metazoa, Chordata, Mammalia, Eulipotyphla, Talpidae. The transcript is spliced from 5 exons. The coding region runs from base 1 to 1365 and encodes 454 amino acids. The record is from RefSeq and is a predicted model, not a curated record.